GGGACUAGACAUGGCCCAGACCUUCAGCCUGCAGAGCUCCUCCAUCCCCUCUGGCCUUUGCCACCAGCAUCUGAGCGGGGCUGCAGAGGGCCACGUACUAGAAAGCCACGAGCACAAGACCAGACACCAAACACCUCUAGCAGAUGCCAAGAGGCAGGAGCAGCUUGCUCGGCUCCAGACUUCCACAGGCUCCCACGCCCACCUGCCCCCAGAGGAAGCCGGUGACGCAGGCAGAGCUGCCCAGAAGGAGAAGCUCCAUGCAGAGCUGAAGCGGGUUUUGCAGGAGAAGGGGGGCAGCCAGCCCAGUUCUGGAGAAGCAGAGGAGAGGAUGGAGGCACAUCUCCGCGCAAUGGAGAAGACAAUUGAGGCAUCUGAACUCUUGGAGGUCAUUGUGGAGACAGAGGCAGAGGCUGGGGUCAGCGGCAUGAGUGUGGCUGGGGGAGGAAAGGAAGGCAUCUUUGUCAAGGACGUGUUGGAAGGCUCCCCUGCUGCCCAGGCCUGGAGCCUCAGAGAAGGUGACCAGCUCCUGAGCGCCAGGGUUUAUUUCGACAACAUGAAGUAUGAAGACGCCCUGCAGAUCCUCAGGAGUGCAGAGCCCUACAAGAUCUCCUUCUGCCUGAAGCGGACUGUCCCCAGCACAGACGUCAGGCGGAGUCCUGGAGCGCCCACCUUCGAAGUGAGAGGGCCGAAAGCCAAAAUGGCCAAGCUGAGCAUCCAGAGCUUAACCUCACUGAAGAAGAAGGCAGCUGGGAAGAGCGUGGCCCAGCGCCUGGGAGAGGCCAAAGGCUGGAGCCCCCAGGAGCCAGUGGGGAGCAAGCAGGAGGGGCCGCCGGUGGACGUGGAGUUCUCCUUGCCCCUGUUCUCCAAGCUGCGCAGGGCCAAAAGCACAGGGGAGGUGGCGGUGGCCCGGCCCAGCCCAGAGCGCUCUCCUCUCCUCUCCUCUCUGGAGUCAAAGCGCCGCAAGCUCAAGCUCCCCCGGCUGAGAGUCAGAGAAGCCCUGGCAGCGAGGGCAGGGGGGGUGGAGGGGCGGCUGGACAGGGUCCUGCCCAAGACCGCCACAGAACAGAAAGCCGCUGCCAGAGAAGGCAUAGGGGGGAAGGUGUCCAAACUCACAGCCCCUUUCUCCAGGGGAAAGAAGCCCAAGGAGGAGGGAGGGGCCAAAGGGGAAGCUGGAGUCCAGGUGCCGCAGGUGGAACUUGACCUCUCCCUGCCCACAGUUGGGCCCAGCGGGGAGUCUCCCAAGGCCGGUGCCAAACACGAAGGCUUUCCAGUCCAAGUCCUGCCUCUUGGAUUGCCCAAGGUGGAGAUGGCACUGCCCACAGGAAGCCCCGUGGGGCUGGAAGCCCCUGAAGAGAGUUUCCCAGCCAGGCUGAAGCUCCCCACAGCUGAAGUGGCAGUCCCCAAGGUGGAGGUAGGCCUGCACCUUCCCAAAUUGGAGGGCACUGCCCCAGAAACCACCCUCAAAGGGGAAGGAUUCCAGUUCAAAGUCCCCAAGGUGGGGGUCUCCACUGAAGAGACAGAGAGGAAGUUGGCCCCUCUUGGUUUUGUCUUGGGAAAAGGAAAAGACCGAGCCAGCAGACAGGAAGAGAAGGUGGCGGUGCCGUCCCUGGAUGUGAGGCUCCCUUCUGUAGACCUAGAGAUCCCUCUGCCCAGGAGGAAGCCAGAAACUGAGACACCCAAGCCAAAGAUGGAGGUCCCAGACGUCUCGAUAAAGGUGCCCACGCUCGGCUUACCCAAGCUGGGUUCCAAACUCCAAGAAGAGGAGGAGAGCAGAAUGCCCCAAGUGGAACUCUGCGUGGGGAAACCUGAAAGCCCCAAGGCAAAAGCCAAGAGCCCCCGAAGCCAGGCCCGAGGUUUUGGAAUUGCCCUGAUGGAGGGCAAGUCAGAGAGCAAAGAGGCUCCUGUGGGGCCAGCCGACAGCAAGAUGAAAUCUCCAGGCCUGACGGUGCCAUCCCUUGAUGUGCAGCUUCCAAAAGCCUUGGUGGGGCUGGCAGCCCCCGCCCCAGGUGCGAAGGCUGAAGAGGCUGUGGAAGGGCCUCGGUUCAAGAUCCAGAUGCCCCACCUGUCCCUCCCAAGAGGCAGCUUCCCUUCCAAGGCCAUGCCCUCCCCACCCCAAACCCCUGCCCAAGUGCCAAAGCCCGAAGGCAGUGCUGGGGUCCCAGCACUGGAUCUGUCCUUGCCAGCGGCAAAGUGGGUGGAAGUGCCGCUUCCCAAGGGACACGUGCCAAAGCCAGAGUUGGAUCUCUCUGUGGGUCGGCCUCAGGUGGAGGUGGCGCUCCCUGUGGCCCGGCUGAGUUUUCCUUCAGCCAGGGCUCCAGCCCUUGAACUUGACAUGCCCAAAGUUGGGAUUGAGCUAGAUUUGCCCAAGGCCGACAGUGAGUGCUGGGCACCUGAUCAGCCAUCCAGAGAUCAAGAGGUUACGUUAAAAAUGCCCUCGCUUGAGACCCUCAGCAAAGACCUAGAGGUGGAGAUCAGUGUCCCCAGGUGCAGGGGGGACCAGCCUGACCUAGAGCCUGGUCUGGGGGCCGCGGAGGGGCCAGAGGUUGGGGCCAUCAUAGCCAGAAUCCCAAAGGUGGCUCUGGCUUUGGGGAAAGAGCAAGCAGCAGAGGUGAGCUUAGUGAGCAAGGAAGGUGCAGGAUUGGAAGGCUUAGUCACAGGUGGGCAGGUGAAGCUGCCUUCCGUUGAAGUUUCAGCCAUAAAGUUCCCAGAGGUGACCAGAGAGAGGGGCAAAUCUCAUGAGAUGGAAGGCAGGGCCAAGUCACAGAAAUUUGCCCUCCCCAAGUUCAGCAUUUCUGGCCCAAAGGUCUGGAAAGCGAGUGCCGAGCCAUUUGUGGCACAGGUGGAAAGCCCGGAGGCUGCAGACAAAGGGUCAAAGUUGAAGAUGCUGAAGUUUGGAGUUUCUUUCCCCAAAUCCAAAUGGGGGGGAGAGGUAGAGGGCCCCAGGCCAGCUGAGGGGGGGAAAGGGGGGACUCCCAAGGAAAGGGCACGGGCUGCAGCAACGGGUGCGGAGCCCCCAGAGAGCAAGGUGAAGCUUCCCUCCGUAGCACUGCCCCAGGUGGAUGUGCACAUCGGCCUGCCCACAGGGAAAGCAGAGACCGCCUGCGAAGGGGACCCCAGCCCACGGCCGGCGCUUGGCAUAGAGCUUCCAGAUCUGAAGCAGAAGAUGCCAAAGUUCUCAUUGCCCAAGUUUGGGAGCAAAAGUAAGGAGAGUGACGUGGAGCUUGAGACGGGGGAGGCCAAACCAAGUAGGAGCAGGGAGGGCCUGGCAGGAGCACGGGGGGCAAAGAGCUCCGGGAAGGAGGCCGGGGCCAAGGCCCCCAAGUCCAAGAGGUCGUUGUUCAGCACGGCCCGCCGGGACCCAGAGGGGCUGAGCCCAGCAGCUGACAGCAAAACCAAGAAGGGGCCAGAGAGUCCCAAGGAGAAGCCAAGGGGCCCCUCAGUCAAGAUGCCCAGUCCCAUGGCAGGGGCGGGCCAGGCACGCAUCCCCCAGGUGGAGCUGCCCAAGAUUGGCCUCCCUGUGGCCAAAGCAGAAGAGGCUCUGCUCGUGGGGUCCGAGAGCCCUGGCCUCCAGGUCAGAGUCCCCUUGCUGGAGAUAGCCAUGCCUGGCGCUACAACCAAAGGAGAGACAGCUCUGGGGGAGGCCUCGGGGGCAGCCAUAAAGAGCCAUGAGGGAGAACUGACAAUUCCCAAAGCACCUUGUCUUGGCAUUUCUGCCCCCAUAGUGGAGUUGGACCUUAGCCUGCCCACAGCUGGGGCAGAGGCCCCAGUGCCACAGGGAGCCACUGGUGCAGAUGCCAAGAUCAAGCUGCCGCAGGUGGAGCUGCCGAAGUUUGGGAGCGGGGAGGGAGCAGAUGUGUGUUUGCUUGGAAGGGGAGAAGAGCAAGAAACUGCAGGCACCUCUACCCUGGGCUCCAAGAUCCAGCUGCCCAAAGUGGGCAUCACCUUGCCCAAAACACAGCUUCCAGGGGUUGAGCUGCACCAGACAGAGGGAGAAGGGGCCCCUGCAGGGCCUGGGGGCGUGUUCAAGAUGCCUUCCGUGGGGCUACCCAAGUUCUCCACCCCUAAAGGGAAAGCCUCGGAACAAGAGCCUGCAGGGAGCCUGGAAGCCAGCCGGAUGCUGCCCACGGUCCCGCUCAGCAGUCCUUCUGUCAGGCUUCCCAAGUCGAGGGCCUCCAGCUCGGGUGGGGAAGGGGAGGCAGAGACGGGCCUGCCCCAGCUUGAGCUGAAAGUCCCCAGACUCAUAGGAAGCACCGAGAUGAUGCUGGGCACAGAAACGGGGAGCAAGGGGGGCCCAGUCAAGGUGCCUCCUCCACUAACUAGCUUUGGCCUUUGCAAGGCAGAUGGGGAAGUGGAGGCAGGAGCUAUGGGGGAGGUGGCUGCGUGUGGCCCUCCUGACAGCAAGUUCAAGCUGAAAAUCCCUUCCCUGGGCCUCUCCAAGGCUGGCAUGGAGCCCAGGACCGACACCCAGCCCCUCUGUCCUUCUCCCAAGGAAGGCGAUGUCUCCUUCCAAAUGCCGCAGAUCGCUCUUCCGGCUGUGGGGUUCUCUGUGGAUCAAGAUGGUAAGAGGGAAGCCAAAGUAGAAGCAGGGAAACGGGCAAGUGCCGAAGGUCUGGAAGUAGAGGGGUUUGAGGGCAGGUUGAAGAUGCCUAAAAUCAAGAUCCCAGCAUUGGGCAUGUCAGUCCCCAAGGGAAGCCAGGGCACCGCAGCUCCCCAAAGCCCUGGCAGCUCAGGGCUUGAGGGGGACCCAGAUGGGAAGAAAGCCACUUUCAUGGUGCCUGGCAUAGAGCUUUCCACACCGACCCUUAAAGCUCACGCUGAGUAUGAAGUGGAGGGGGCCCAGCUCUGGCAUGGAGGCUCCCAGGAGUUGGAAGUGGCUGGCCGAAGAGCCCAAGCUGGCAGCGAUGGCCACAAGAGCCCUGGAGGCAAAGGAGAGGCCUCCGAUACUGCAGCAGGGAAGAAGUACAAGGUGAAAAUCCCCAAGUUUGGACUGUCCUUGCCCAAAGCAGGAGAAAGUGUUCCGGGGCAGGACGCCGAAGCCAAGGUCAAGAGACCCAUCUUUGUGCUGGCAAGGCCCAAAGGGAAGGGGGCAGAAGGCGCUUCUGGUCUCCUGGAGGGAGAUGAGGAAACAGACAGCAAGGGGGCGGGGGGCAAGUUCAAGCUGAGACCCACAGUUGGACUGUCCCUCUCCGAGCUGAAGAUGGGGGCAGAGGUCAACGGGGAGCUGGAGGACGGGGGGCCCGGGAAGGGCUCCUCCGGGAUGAAGCUGCCCAAGGUGGGAUUUUCCAAGGCGGAGGGGGCCCAAGUCCAUGGGGAGAGGGCUGAGGAUUCGCUGCAGAACGGCUCUCGGGGCAAGCUGGGCAAACUCCGGCUGCCCCAGCUGGGGCUCUCUUCCCCCUCUGCGCUGGCCGGAAACGACCCUGAGCUCAGCCUCCAGCUGGUGAGAACCGAUGCGGCCACGGAGGACGGCGCCUCAGGGGGCCCAGGCGGUGCUUUCGCAGCCCUCAAGUUCAAGCCCCCCAAAAUCACUUUCUCAGGCUUCAAGAAAAAUGGGGAGGCUGCCCCUGGGCCGGUGGUCUCUUCAGCGGCCCGAACGGAGAUGGCCUCCCUGGAAAGGGGUGAGGGGGCCAAGGGGGAAAAGUCCCCCAAGUUUAAGUUUCCAAAGCUAGCGCUGAGCCCCAAGCCCCAUGGUGUGCUGGAAAUUACCUCCAAAGGGCAGGCCAGUCCAGAGAAGGCUAGAAGGGGUGCACCAGAGGGGCUGAAUGUCCAGUUGCCCAGGGUGGGCUUCUCUGAGGAGGCAGCGGACCCCCUGAGGGUUGUAGCCAAAGCUGAGGGUGAGGCCACAGCUGCAGUGUGAGUCUGGGAAGCCUUCAUUGCUUGCCGGGGGGGGGGGGCUUUCCUCUCAUGUUUAGCACUAACCACAAGCUGGGGGGGGCACAGCCAGAGGGGAUGGACCCCCCCCCCACUCCAAGGCGGUCCCCCUGCCUGUCCCCAGCCAGGUCUGUCUUUUUCAUGGACAAUGCAGGAGAAUGACAAUUCCUGGGGUACUUAAGCAGCUGCCCUGGGCACGUUUGCUUUCCGCUGCACAGCCUCUCUCUGGGUCACUCUUGCUUAGAAUCCCAAGGAGAAAGUUUUGUUGGUGCCAAGCUUGUGUGAAAUACUCUUUUAGGAAGCUUGUUCGCUAACCGUUGAUGAAGGUCUGUUAGAGAGACCAAGCAACCUGUCCCUGGCCCCCAUUUUCCUUUAACAUCCUUUGAGGAAAAACGAGCUUUCAGAGGAGGCAAGGGGAGAGGAGGGAGUGUUUGGCUGCGAGUAUCCAGAGGGAAGAAGACUGUUGCUCAAAGGGCUGCGAACAGGCAGCUCAGAAGAGAGCUGGUAACCGUUGCUUUGCACUGGCCGUUUCCAGCAGAGGCUGAAGGAGGGGGGGGAGCAAGUGCUCUUCUCUCCCAAGUGACAUUUGCAGACAGCGUUUGAGGGGGGGGGACAAGCAACAGUCCCCUUGUAAGGAGCCAGGCAAACCCUAGCACUGGUGGAUGGGGCCCUUCGCAUUAGCGGAAGGGGAGCUUUGCGAGGAGGUGAGGCUGGGCUGCCCCUUGGUGCUAGCAGAAGGCAAAGCUCCCCUUUUGCCCCCUUCCUAAUGGGGGCGCUUCCCUGGGAUCCCUCUCCGCCCUUUCUGAUGGCAGUUUGACCAGUGCAGCCCGUUUUUUACUUGAAGGGGCAGCAACCCCCACCCUUCUGCAAAGCGUCUAAUGGCUUGAUUUUAAAUAUGCAAUGUCGCUAGUUCCAGCCCUGCAGCUGUGAAAUCUCUCUGUGACUUCCUCCAGCUGUCUUCGCCUUGGGGAGGAAGCCUGUCGGGUGAAGAGGAGCGCUGUUCCCCAGUAGCUCAAGGGCUGCUGGGGGGGGGCGGGGGGGGCAGAAAUCCUUUCUUGUUGCUGUGAGAUGUACAGAUAUUCAGCAUUUUUUUUAACCAUGUGGCCUGCUGUGAAGGGCUUCAAGAAUUUGCCACUAAAAUUCCUAGUAACCACCUCUGCCAGAUGGUAUGCUUAAUUACUUUUUAAAAAUAAAGAUGUUCCAUAUAUCUUUGAUGCAUUCUUCCUCCACCUCGCAGUCUGGGCUUGAAUAAAACUAAUCUGUGGACUGGC
Messenger RNA from Eublepharis macularius, 7139 nucleotides. It is a transcript of the gene PRX, whose product is annotated as periaxin. The record is from RefSeq and is a predicted model, not a curated record. Gene Ontology annotation, cellular component: nucleus; cytoplasm. The transcript has 7 exons. Lineage: Eukaryota; Metazoa; Chordata; Lepidosauria; Squamata; Eublepharidae. Gene Ontology annotation, biological process: regulation of RNA splicing; peripheral nervous system myelin maintenance. Gene Ontology annotation, molecular function: protein binding. Bases 11 to 5854 code for a protein of 1947 amino acids.